Molecule: messenger RNA, 2011 nt
Organism: Mytilus californianus (California mussel)
Lineage: Eukaryota; Metazoa; Mollusca; Bivalvia; Mytilida; Mytilidae
Exons: 3
Coding region: 175-1227 (350 amino acids)
Source: RefSeq, a predicted model, not a curated record
UGUUACACACAAUGAAUGGUUGAUACGUAUACAUCCAAAUGAAUGGUUCGUGUUUGAAGAAUUAAAUUAUGACGAUUUUCGUUUUCAAGAUCAGCAAUGGGAUAAAGUAGUAAUACAUGUAGGAUUAUUAGAAUUAUUUAAAGUACAAACGUCAUCUCUCAGAUAAGAAUCAUCAUGGAAUUUGAUGAAUUUUCUACACCUCCAGCGUCUCCCUGUGAAAGUGACUGCUCAGUGAAUACUUUUACUUAUAGUAUAAGGAUUCGUUGGUUGUUAAAUACAAUAAACAUGAUUCAAGAAACAACGAAAACUGUUAUGCAUGAAAUUGACCAUUUGAUUAAACAGCCUGUAGAAACAAUGAUGAAAGAAAUUAGUUUCGAACACUUAAGUAGAGAAGAUAUGAAAAUGAAGGAAAAAGAACUCCAGGAAUGGACUAUUUUAUUGACAAAUAGAUUACGAAUAAUGAGGGAAACAAAGGAACAACUAAGUGCAGACCUCGAAAUGUUUUUUAACCAGUUGUGGAAUAAAUGCUCCCCAAAACAACAUAGGUCAUGUAAAGGAGACACGAAAGACAAUGAGACGAAUUUCGAGUCAAGUUCAGAAAAUUUGAACGCAAAGGGAAAAGAAAAUAGUGAACAUGGACUUCGCAGCAAUCUGUCUAGGGAUUGGAGACUUGACAAUACAGAAAUACACGAGACAAAACAGAACUAUUGCCACACAUACCUUGACGAUAACUUGAACACGCUUUCGGAAAUUCAGAAUACCUACCUGUCUGACAUAAGUAACAGUGAAUGCAGGGAUAAAAGAGCGAACGAGAGAAACAAAGAACACAAUGAAAGUACGAACAAAGAGGUUGCUUUCGAAAAUUAUAACCAAAGGCACAUGAGUAAUAUAAGUAAAUGCAGACAAUCAGAAUUCGCAUUGCCGGAAGUUAACGGUAAACCAGUUCUUAGAUCCGAAUGGCGUAUUAACCUGUUAAACAACUCUAAAAAUACUCAACGGAAGGUUGCUAAAUACUGUAUCGGAAGUAUGAGCAAAUGUAUAUCUUCUAUUGCCUUUAUUCGAUUUUACUUGAGAGAACGAGGGAUAAAUAUACUCCUACUUAGAUAUAUUGGAAUUUCAUCAAACAGUGUGAUGCCUUUUCAUUUGACAGUAGACGUUGAAGAUAAAGCUAAGCUGAAUACUAUAUUUAACGGAAUGCGCAUACAGGAAGUACAAGAAUCAGAAUAACAAAUUUGGUGUAAUACUGAAUUUAGAUUUAUCUUACGCAUGUAAAGCCUGAAUUUGAUUAUAAUCUAAAGUGUCUGGAAUUUCUACACAAGUGGUUCUUUCGCUGUGUAUCGAACCUAUCAGACAUACCAAAAGUCCAGUCCAUUACAAGGGGUUCCUCUAGUAAUGGAUUUCUGGACAUACUUAUUAUAUACAUAAUAAGGAAUUUGUAAUAUUGGCGAUGGACAAUCAGUUGAUAAUUUUCUGGUACAGGGGAGAUAAUCAAAUUUGGAUCAUGUACCAUCGUCCUUAGAAAUGCAAUAUGUGUAUGCCUUAUAAUUUCGAUACGUUAGAAAAGUACGGCUAAUUUCAAAAGUCAUGUUCGUUUCUCUGACAUGAAUGAAGAAGAUUUUUUCACCUAAAAGUUCUUAUAGAGAAAAUAUACAUGUAAACAAUUUACAAAUAUGCAAAGGAUCUGUGAAUUUAAAGUAUAGAUCAGAAAAAUCUGUAAAUAAAAAGUGCAAUCAACAUAAAGUUUCACAUAAAUGUAUUUAUGUCUUUAUAAAAUAAACACACAGUGCUUUUUACAUAUAUACAUGUUUGUAAUGCAUAACAAUGAAAGCAGUUUGACUUUUUUUACCAAAGUUCCCCGAAGUCAUUAUUGUAAAAAAGUCCGAUCGAUGUUUACUUAAUUCACAAUGAAAACAGAUCCUAAGUAUGCAUAAUACACAGUAUUAUAGUCUUCCGUAAUUCAAAAAAUUCAAUGUAAGCAGACUUCGUCAAAUACCUAUUAUACCUAGCUUAC